Molecule: messenger RNA, 2269 nt
Organism: Wyeomyia smithii (pitcher-plant mosquito)
Lineage: Eukaryota; Metazoa; Arthropoda; Insecta; Diptera; Culicidae
Product: ATP-dependent RNA helicase vasa-like
Exons: 1
Coding region: 128-2119 (663 amino acids)
Biological process (GO): gamete generation; cell differentiation
Cellular component (GO): P granule; nucleus
Molecular function (GO): ATP binding; RNA binding; RNA helicase activity
Source: RefSeq, a predicted model, not a curated record
GGUUUAUAUUCUGCAAGUAUUGACCGCGUGAGCACGUUGUUUUUCCGCUUUCUGCCUUGCAUUAUCGUGCGGCUUCGUUCUCGAUAUUCAAAAUUAAAGUGUUAUUAAGAACCGAUUCGUGAUCAUCAUGAGUGACGAAUGGGAUGAGAACGCUGAUGCCGGCAAGUCGUUCGGCCAGACUUAUCAGGACAAGGACAACCAAGAUAGUGAACAAGACUCAUCGCAAGGUGGCUAUCGUAGCUACGACCGAGGCAGUAGCCGUCGUGGAGGACGAGGAGGUCGCAGCGGAUAUGGCGCUGACCGCAGCGAUGAAAACGAUCACAGUGAUAAUUUUAAUCAAGAUCGGGAAGAAAACGGAUAUGAAAGAAACGAUGAGAGAGGCGGAUUUCGCGGUCGAGGCAGAGGCCGCGGUCGUGGUCGCGGGGGUGGCAACCGUGGUUUCAAUAACGGAUAUGGUGAGCAUUGUGAUCGCGACCGCGAGGACAACGAUUAUGGCAACGGUGGAAAUGAAGAAAGAGGUGGGUUCCGUGGACGAGGCCGUGGUCGUGGCGGCAGAGGUGGUGGACGCAACAGCGGUUUUGGUGGUGGUGAUUACAACAACGACGGUGGAGAUGAUUACGGAAAUCGUGGGGGGAGUGACGGGUUCAGGUCUCGCAGAGGCGACAAUAAUAAUAAUUUUGGUGGCGAUGACGACCAAAUUAAAACUGAUAAACCCAGAGAGCUGUAUAUUCCUCCCGCGCCAACCGAAGAUGAAGAUGAAAUCUUUGGGUCCAGCAUCAGCUCAGGAAUUAAUUUUGAUAAAUUUGACGAGAUUAAAAUCAAUGUGACCGGAGAAAAUCCACCGAAACCAAUAACAUCUUUCGCCGAAUCUGGUCUACGUGAUUAUCUGCUUGGUAAUGUGAGGAAGUCUAACUAUACGAAACCGACUCCCAUUCAAAAGCAUGCAAUACCUAUCAUUAUGGAUAAACGAGACUUAAUGGCCUGCGCCCAAACUGGAUCCGGUAAAACUGCUGCUUUUUUAUUGCCCAUCAUCAAUACUCUGCUCAAUGACAACGAUGAUAUGGAACCGGGCCAUCCGUUUGUGGUAAUUAUCGGCCCAACUCGUGAGUUGAUAAUACAGAUAUUCCAGGAGGCGCGAAAAUUUGCACUGGGAACAAUAUUAAAGGUAUGUCUAGCUUACGGUGGAACUGCUAGCAGACAUCAGAUGGACGCGAUGGCAAACGGUUGUCAUAUUCUUGUUGCUACGCCCGGUCGUUUAAUAGAUUUCGUUGAUCGACAAGCCAUUAGUUUUGAUAAAAUCAAAUUUGUCGUCCUGGACGAGGCUGAUCGAAUGUUGGACAUGGGUUUUAUGUCCUCGAUCGAAAAAGUGAUGAACCAUGAAACGAUGCGUCCAAACGGUUCUCGUCAAACACUCAUGUUCUCGGCAACCUUUCCAGCUGCCAUCCAAGAAUUGGCUGGCCAAUUUUUAGACAACUACAUAUUUAUUGCAAUUGGAAUCGUGGGUGGAGCUAGUUCUGACGUCGACCAGGUUAUUUAUGAAGUUCAACGUUUCCAGAAACGGAAAAAACUGGAAGAAAUUUUGGAAGCUGGAGAUCCUAAGGGCACAAUAGUAUUCGUUGAAACUAAGCGUAACGCCGACUAUUUAGCCUCCUUACUUUCGGAAACCAAGUUUCCAACAACUUCCAUCCAUGGAGAUCGACUACAACGCGAACGAGAGGAAGCUUUGCGAGAUUUCAAGUCAGGAAAAAUGUUUAUUCUAAUUGCAACCUCAGUGGCAGCUCGCGGACUGGACAUUAAGAACGUGGCUCACGUUAUCAACUAUGAUCUCCCCAAGAGCAUCGAUGACUACGUACAUCGUAUUGGACGAACCGGACGAGUUGGUAAUAAAGGAAAAGCAACCAGUUUUUACGACCCGGAGAUGGAUUCUGCCCUCGGAGCGGAUCUGGUGCGCAUUUUGACACAAGCAGGCCAGGAGGUACCAGAUUUCCUACAGGGAAUGGGUGGUGGUGGCGGUAUUGGUGGAUCCAGCCAGUUCGGCGGACGAGACAUUCGAGACGCUGGUGGCUCUCGAGUCGAUGCCCAGCCUUCCCAGCUGGAACCAGAAGACGAGUGGGCUUAAUCACUGGACUUACUCUUUUAUUAAUGUUAUUAAUUUCAUGCUGUUGGCUUGUAUGUAGUUACAAGGGCGUUGUUUUUAUUCUACGAUACAUUUACACAAAGAAUGUAAUGACCGCUGAUUUUUUUGAAAAAUAAAACUGUUUUCCACAAA